Molecule: messenger RNA, 213 nt
Organism: Prunus armeniaca (apricot)
Lineage: Eukaryota; Viridiplantae; Streptophyta; Magnoliopsida; Rosales; Rosaceae
Source: the annotation of a GenBank genome assembly
AUGUUCGGACCGUUGGAUCGAGCUGAAACUCACAUGUCAGACUUGAUUAGACGUCGUAGGGCGGUGACGACUACACCGAGUUCGGAGCCCCCGGCUCAGCCGGUAUCAGCUGCCACUGCUCCAGCACUGAUGGAGCAGGCCCACGUGCUAGCUGGUCCUGGGGGGAUCCCAGGCGGCUGCAUCAUCAUCUUCUUCGGUGGUGCAGCCUCUUAG